This is a messenger RNA of Trypanosoma theileri, 2466 nucleotides long. RefSeq names its product mismatch repair protein PMS1. The transcript has a single exon. The record is from RefSeq and is a predicted model, not a curated record. The coding region runs from base 1 to 2466 and encodes 821 amino acids. Gene Ontology annotation, biological process: mismatch repair. Gene Ontology annotation, molecular function: ATP hydrolysis activity; ATP-dependent DNA damage sensor activity; mismatched DNA binding. Gene Ontology annotation, cellular component: MutLalpha complex. Lineage: Eukaryota; Euglenozoa; Kinetoplastea; Trypanosomatida; Trypanosomatidae.
AUGAUAACACGUUUAGAUGCAGCAAGUGCACGGAAACUGAGUGCAGGACAAGUUAUUACAGAUCUUUCAAGUGUUUUAAAGGAGUUGGUGGAGAAUAGUUUAGAUGCUGGGUCUCGUACAAUUACAAUUCGAAUUGAAAAUCACGGUCUUGAUAAAAUUAUGGUGGAUGAUGAUGGUAGUGGAAUGGCGGUAGGUGAUCUAUUAAACAGUGAAGGAACUGUAAGAGAUGACGUUUCUGUACCACUUCUUGUCUGUCGAGCCACAACAAAGUAUAAAAAUGAGGAAAAUACUGCAGUGGCACAAGUGCGAGAUUCACUUGGCUUUCGAGGAGAAGCACUGCAUUGUCUUGCUAACCUAAGUGAAGUUACUAUUCAUACAAUGACUCCAAAUACUCAACCAUCCACCAUCUCCAUCGCAUAUGAUAUUAAGACUCAUUCUACAAGUGUUAAAGUUACACGAGAGCGCCAACAACCGGGUACUACAGUUGUGGUAGAAAAACUUUUUGCAGCUUUGCCUGUACGCCAUGGUGAAUUUAACAAGAAUAGGAAGAAACAGCUUCUCGCUGCUACAUCUCUUAUGAAACAAUAUGCCAUUUCUCAUCCCCAGGUACGUCUAUUAAUGACUCAUUACGCAACUCCGCAAAGUGCACCAACAACGUUAGUUUCUUUAACGGGUACAAAUGAUAUGCAACGUGCUCUAGCAGAAGCUUAUGGUGGACGUUAUCUCGCUAGUAUGGCACGUGUGGAGUGGAAUUGUUCCUUUGCUACUAUUACUGGAUUUGUUUCAAAAUCAAACGCCGGACGACUCUCAUCAGAUAUGCAAAUUCUAGCAUUAGAUGGAAGACUUGUUGAUCUUCCAUUGAUAUCAAAAGCCAUCAGUGAUGCUUAUGCAGAAUGUCAACCAAAUGCUGCCCAACGUGUGUAUCCAGUUUUUUUUCUUCAUCUUGUCUGUGUUGAUAGUCUUCCAUAUGAUGUAAAUUUGGCACCUAACAAACGAAAGGUUUUCUUUAUGGAGGAAGAGAAACAUGCAGAAGAAGUACGGUCACAGGCAAUGCUGACAUUUCGAGCAUCUAGUGAAAGUAUUAACGUAGAAAGACAUGUGCGUAUUGAACAAACAAAACAAGCCGACUGGAGAGCUACAAGAAAUACACAACUCACUCGUAUUCCUGUUUCCGCUACAUCUCUUACACAAUUUACGUAUCGACGUGCAGAACCCACACCUGCACAUUCUUCUUUUGAAGCAGACACCUCAGGUUCUGUAGGGAUGUCAGAUAUGUGUUCCUCUCUUUAUCAAAGUUUUACAAAGGAGACGAUGGAUUCGUCAAAGAAAGCGAAUAGUGAUAAAGGCAGUAAUGAGAGUCAAAGUAAAAGUAGUUGUAGUAGUAGUAGUAGUAGUACUGAUUCUUCUUCUUGUAGUGGUAGAAAUAAUAGUUGUGGUUGUGCUUCUAACAGAAGUAGUAAGAGGAGUAGUUGUUCUUCUACUGGUACGAGUCCUGUAUCCUCACGAUGUUCUUCAGUGAUUGGAGAAUCCAAUAGAGAAGAUGUUUCUUCACUACAUGCAAGGAAGCGAGAACGACUGGAAGGUUCACCAGAUUUUUCUUCUUCUUAUUCUGUAUCGAAAGAUGAUGAUGAUGAAGAUGGUGAUGAUAAAUAUGAAUCACCCAUUGUGUUAACGGAUGAGACAAAUCAACCACGUCCUGCAGGACUUCGAACAGGUAUGCGAUUUCCUUCAUUUAAUGAGUUGGCACAGCAACCUCUUAUACAUGGUAUUUCUGAAUCAAUACCUUUAAAUUUACCACAGGGACGAAAGGGUAAACGUAUGUUUGCUGGUUUAACUGAACAGACGGAGAAGGAACUUGCAAUGCAUUUGGAAAAAAGUUCUUUUAAGAAUAUGACUAUACAUGGUCAAUUUAAUCAUGGUUUUAUUAUAGCUUCACUUAAUGAUGAUUUAUUCGUGAUUGAUCAGCAUGCUGCAGAUGAAAAGUUUAACUAUGAAACUCUUAUGAGAGAAUAUGUUGCAAAACCACAACCUCUCGUGACUUGUGUACCUGUACCAAUGGAUCCACAGGAUGUAGAUUUAGCAGUAGAACACUCUGAAGAGUUACGAAAACAUGGUUUUAUAGUUAAACGUGGUGAAGAUGCCAAUAAGUUGUUGGUAUCUGCAGUUCCUGUACUUCCAUACGAGGUGGUGGGUCCACAUGAUGUUAUGGAGUUAGUCCAGCAGUUAGUACAUUAUGGUACCAUUACGAAACCAAUGCGAUGUGUGUGGCAUUCUAUGGCUACAAAAGCCUGUCGGUCUAGUAUUAUGAUAGGAACUGUACUUUCUGAGAAAACUAUGCGUUCUAUUGUGAGUCGAUUAGGCGAACUUGAGCAGCCAUGGAAUUGUCCUCAUGGACGUCCCACUUUGAGACAUGUUGGUUGCAUCUCUUCUUUGAUGAAUCUGGGAGAUAUUGAAAUAACGAAAUAA